GAUAUUUGCUUUUCAAGGAUUUUUGCGAAAAUGUAUCAGAUGAUCCGGUGCCUCAGUUGCGGUUUUAUGAAGAGAUAAAGGCUUACGAAAAAUUAGAAUGUCACGAGGAGAGGCUGAAGUGCGCCAAGGAUAUUUACGACAACUACAUUAUGAAGGAACUUUUAUCAAGGGCAUAUGAUUACUCAAAGGAAUGUCUGGAACACGUUCAAAGCCACGUAGCGAAACACGAAGUCCCCGUCACUCUUUUCGAGCCUUACAUAGAAGAAAUUUAUAAUCAGUUAAGGGACGAACCAUUUAAAAAAUUUUUAGAAAGUGAAAAAUAUACUAGGUUUUGUCAAUGGAAAAAUUUAGAAUUGAAUAUACAGUUAACAAUGAACGACUUCAGCGUCCAUAGGAUAAUCGGAAGGGGGGGUUUCGGGGAGGUGUACGGCUGCCGGAAAGCCGACACCGGAAAAAUGUACGCCAUGAAAUGCCUAGACAAGAAGAGAAUAAAAAUGAAACAGGGCGAGACCUUGGCCCUAAACGAGAGGAUCAUGUUGUCGUUAGUUAGUACAGGACAAGACUGCCCUUUCAUCGUUUGUAUGACGUACGCUUUCCACACGCCCGACAAAUUGUGUUUUAUACUCGAUCUGAUGAACGGUGGAGACCUACAUUAUCACCUUAGUCAGCACGGAGUUUUCAAUGAGUCCGAAAUGAAGUUUUACGCUGCGGAAGUUAUAUUAGGCUUAGAACAUAUGCAUAGGAGAUAUAUUGUAUAUAGAGAUUUAAAACCUGCAAAUAUUUUAUUAGACGAACACGGACAUGUUCGAAUAUCCGAUUUAGGUUUAGCCUGUGAUUUUUCCAAGAAAAAACCCCAUGCUAGUGUAGGAACUCAUGGUUACAUGGCACCAGAAGUAUUAUCGAAAGGUACACCCUACGACUCAAGUGCGGAUUGGUUCAGCUUUGGCUGUAUGUUGUACAAAUUACUCAAAGGUCACUCGCCAUUCCGCCAACAUAAAACCAAAGAUAAACACGAGAUAGAUAGAAUGACUUUAACCAUGAAUGUCGAAUUACCUGAUUCAUUUAGCAAAGAACUGAAAUUGCUUCUAGAAGGACUGUUACAGAGGGAUAUUGAUAAGAGGUUAGGAUGUAAGGGAAAUGGUUCAGAAGAGGUAAAGGAACACCCAUUUUUCGCUGGUAUUGAUUGGCAGCAGGUAUACUUGCAAAAAUACACACCUCCUCUCAUUCCGCCAAGAGGAGAGGUCAAUGCGGCUGAUGCCUUCGAUAUCGGCUCUUUCGAUGAAGAAGACACCAAAGGAAUCAAGUUGACAGAUGCUGAUCAGGAACUGUACAAAAAUUUUCCACUUGUGAUAUCUGAGCGGUGGCAGAACGAAGUGGCAGAAACAGUAUUUGAAACGGUUAAUUUUGAGGCUGAUAAAACGGAACACAAAAAGAGGGCCAAGCAAAAGAAAUUAUAUGAUUUAGACGAGAAAGAAUCAGACUGCAUAUUACAUGGGUACAUAAAAAAAUUAGGAGGACCGUGGACGUCCAGUUGGCAAAUGAGGUACGCGAAGUUAUACCCGAAUCGACUGGAACUACAUCCAGAUUCAGCGAAACCAGAGUUAGUAUUCAUGGAUCAAAUCGAAGAAGUCAGUCAGGAUUUGGUUCAAGUCAAAAAUGAAAACUGUAUAGUUGUGAGGAUGAGAGACGGAAAAAUUGUCCUAACGAAUCUGGACGAAAUUGGCCUUAAGGAGUGGCUCAACUCUCUGAAAUCAGCGCACAAACUCUCCCAGGAGCUGCUUGGUUCGAUGGCAAAGAAAGCGGGAAAAAUUUACGGCACGGACUCCAACAACAGGAAUGCCAUUAUAGCGGCUCGGAAUACAAAUGGCAACUAAUGGCUGAAGAAAAUCUUGAGCAGAGUGAACAGUUACCUCCGAUUAUCUGUAAAAAACGGUGAUCGCACAUCAGGCUAUAAAGAGAAUACCUAGAAGAUUGCUUUCUUCUUUUAGACCCUUCUCGGAUGAUUUUAGAUACCUACCAUUGAUUUGUUUCGUGAUUCAGUAGCAGUUGCGGGACUCUGUAUUUGUUAAACAAAGAGAUGAGGAACAUGACAAUUGUUAAUAACAUAAUUUAAUGUAUUUCGUAAUUUAUAUUAAUUUAUGCAUUUGAUAGGUAUUCGCUUCCACGCGGAUAUUUUUGUUAUAAGUGUUAGUCAUUUUUUUUUGAUUGAUGGUCGUGUUGUUUGUAGAAGAAAAAGGAAAAACUGUUCUGCGGUUGUAAACGAGAACAUAUCACGGAUCGAAGACCAAGAAAGUGCAUUGAACAAUCAAAGAAUUAGAAUGAAUCGAGUGAUAGGUUUCUUUUCAUGCAGAAGAGAGUUUUUAGGUAUGAAUUGAAGUAUUCAGAAAGUAGAAGUUAGGUAAGAUAGUGUGAUCCGCUAUAUUCUAAAAGUAUUUCUAAAAAUGUAAUGCAAAAAUUAAUUUGUAAUUGUUACUUGAGUACAUUGGGUUGCAAUAAAAAGUCAGAUUCUUUCAAAUUUUGAUACCAAACUAAUAUAUCAUGAAAAAUGAUCCCAUGCUUUUUUCAAGAAGGGUUACUUGCGAACAGGAUCAAUUUUUCUCAAAAAAAAACACUAGAAGAGGAUGAAAAUUUUAUCAAAACUAUCAUGAAGCUUGUAACCAUUCAAAAAAAUCAAUUCUACAGAACAGUUUUUCCAACUACUAAGUUUGUAAUUUAUUGAACAUAUUGUAUUGAAUUCCAUUUGAUUUUAUGUCGAGUAAGGUGCGAAUGUGACUUUAAAAAUUUGUUUGUAAUGAUUUUUUGUAUAUUUCUGAACAUUAAAGGUUCAUCUCACUGGUAAAAACACCAAGCUAAAGUAUUAAAUGAGCUUAACAUGCCAGCUGCACUACUUGUAUAUAUACAAAUACUGUGUUUCUUUGAAGUCACUCUCCAUUUGAAAAAUAUGUAUUCUUUACGAGAAUUCAAAAAUGCAACACUCAAAUCGUUCAUUUUAACUGUAAUAACAGAAAUCGACUAUGACUGAUGUAGUAUGAUUUUUUCCAUGAAUUUUCUGUGUGAUUUUCAAGAAUUUAUUAGUAUUAAUGCAAAUCCAUGACAUUGAUUCUUCUAUAACUAUUAGCAAACAAAUGUCAGUGGUAGUUAUUUUUCAAUCAAAGAUUUACUUGACUUUCAUUAUUAUUUAACUCGUGAAUAAAUUCAUACACCCAUCUCAGGGUGUACUAAUUACUGUGAUAAUUGGUAUUUAAUCAUACGCUCACAUGUAUGAGCUUGCCCUCAAGCCUUUAUAUUAUUCAACAAGCAGAGCAGAGCUAAUGUUGAGAAAUUGGUAUUUAGGUGAAUAGAUUGGAAUUUACUUAAAUAUACUUAUACCUUAAUGGAAACUAAAAGAUACUGAAAGAAUUAUUUCACUAGUAAAAAAUAGUAUUCAAAUUGUUAACCAGACAAAACACAGCAUUCUAUCUAGAACCAGUCAUCUCCCUUUCAACCAAAUAAUAAUAAACAACGACAGCCAACAAGUAAGAAUUUCAAAUGGUACCUAGCCCUUAAGAGAUACAGACAAAUGACUGAAAGGUGGAUGUAGUACGAAUUGCCGACCUUGAAAUUACAUGAAAAAUUACUGCCUUCCAAAUCUCAAUCACACUGUAUAGUUAAACUCGACUUUUUUCCACUAUUACACUGCCAAUACAACACAAAAACUAACUGAACUUCAAACUAAUUCUCAAAUGUCUAUCGCCUCGUUAGCUCACU
Molecule: messenger RNA, 3747 nt
Organism: Leptinotarsa decemlineata (Colorado potato beetle)
Lineage: Eukaryota; Metazoa; Arthropoda; Insecta; Coleoptera; Chrysomelidae
Gene: Gprk1
Product: G protein-coupled receptor kinase 1
Biological process (GO): protein phosphorylation; regulation of signal transduction; G protein-coupled receptor signaling pathway
Molecular function (GO): G protein-coupled receptor kinase activity; G protein-coupled receptor binding; ATP binding
Source: RefSeq, a predicted model, not a curated record